Sodiomyces alkalinus F11 is the source of this 1314-nucleotide messenger RNA. Its product is annotated as glycoside hydrolase/deacetylase. The transcript has 2 exons. Gene Ontology annotation, biological process: carbohydrate metabolic process. Bases 1 to 1314 code for a protein of 437 amino acids. Lineage: Eukaryota; Fungi; Ascomycota; Sordariomycetes; Glomerellales; Plectosphaerellaceae. Gene Ontology annotation, molecular function: hydrolase activity, acting on carbon-nitrogen (but not peptide) bonds. The record is from RefSeq and is a predicted model, not a curated record.
AUGUUUCUUCGCGCUCCUUCGUUUUCUCUCCUCGCGGCCCUCGCCGCCGUGUCCGAGGUCGCCACGGCCGCCCCCAGCUUCCCUUUCCCUCUCGUGAAGAGGGAGGCGUCCCUCGUAGACCGAGCUGUAGCCGUCUCUCGUCCCGCCGUCGGCAAUGUCCCCUACGGUUCUCAGAUCGUUUCGUGCACCUCCCCCGGCAAAAUCGCCCUGACCUUCGAUGACGGGCCCGGUCCCCUCACGGCCGGCAUCGUCGAUACCCUCGACAACAACGGCGUCCCGGGCACGUUCUUCGUCGUCGGAAAGAAUGGUCCCCACGGGCUUACCACCGGCAGUUACGAUUCUCUCAUUCAGCACAUGCACACCCAGGGCCAUCACAUUGCCAGCCACUCGUUCCGCCAUCCCGACUUCAGCACCAUCUCCUACGACCGGAAGAUCGACGAGCUAGAGAAGAACGAGCAGGCCCUGGCCAAGAUUCUCGGUGUUAUUCCCACCUACUUUCGCGCCCCUUACAGCUCGUGUGACGAUGAAUGCUAUAAGGCGCUUGGUGAUAUGGGUUACCAUGCCGCCGACUACGACCUCGACACCAAAGACUGGCUAAACGGCGGCUCCGACUCCAAGGCCCGCUACUCCGCCGCCGUCGAAGCCGCCGACCCCAACUCGUCGUCCUUCAUCGUCCUGGCCCACGACGUCCAGGCCUUCACCGGCAACGGAUUCGUCCAGUACAUGAUCGACGUCGGCAAAGAAAAGGGGUUCGAGUUCGUCACCCUCGGCGACUGCCUCGGCGACCCCUCCGGCAACUGGUACCGCAACCCGCAGUCCGGCGAAGCCAUCAGCGGAGGAGGCAGACCCGGUCCCUCCAGGCCCGACUCCACCGACGACCGGGAGCAGCAGCCCGCGCCGUCGCCGCACGCCAACAUCGAACUAGAGCCCGAGGAACCGCGGCCUGACGAGUCCAACGUCGCCACCGCGGGGAACGCCUCUCCCACGAGCUCGUCCUCCGAUGACACCGCCGCUUCUUCGUCUUCGUCUCCGUCUUCGUCUCCGUCUUCGCCUUCCUCUUCCUCUUCCUCUUCCUCUUCCUCUUCGUCUCCAUCUCCGACUCAGACCUCGUCUACCACCUUUGCCAGCGCCAGUUCCAGCGCCGCCGCGUCCGCCGCCGCUACCGACGAAUCCGAGUCCAGCUCGAAGCCCGCCUCGCAGAGUUCCGCUCCUGUCGUGAUCGACGACGAUAGCGCCGCCGCCCUGCCUCUGCCCGCACGCGGCGCGUCGGUCCUCGGCCUGCUCCUCGGUGUCGCCGCCUGGAUCAUGCUAUAA